CACACCCACAACGCCGCUUGACCAGCGCCACAAAACGCCGCAGCUAUGACUAUUCACUGUUUGUCAUUCUCUUUAUGAUGAUUUUGGCGCAAAUUCCACAGCGCAGCGCUGCCGCCGCCUUACCACAGCAAAUAAACGAUGAUUCGGAGUCAUUAGAAUCAGCAGAGGACACUUUCAAUUUGUUGCACGAACUGGCACGUUUUAUACAUGGAGAACAUAAGGCAGGCGAGUUUGGCGACGUACAUGAACGACGCGUCUACAAGCGACACAAUGCCGAAAGGGCAAUGGACACACAUAACAACGAAGCGGCUUGGCAAAAUGUUUGCGGACAUGACAGCGCCUGGAGUGGCGAUGAGCUGGCUGAGGAUCUGAGUCAGGAUUACAUAAAAUUGUACAUGAAAAAUCUGCGUCAAGCUAUACGUCUGGAAUAUAAGAAUCUUAAAAGUAACGGUUUACAUGACAUCGACAUUGACGAUAUGCGUGCAUGGCGUCGACAUGAGCGCAAAUACAAAUUCUUACCAACCUUGGAGCAUAAUUCAACGCUUGCUCCAGUUUGCUGGCAUCAAAGUCUACAAAAAUUCAUCGCUUCCUUUGACUAUCUGCAUAGAGUACAACAACAAUGGGACCAACAAUAUCUGCACACACACAGCAGCAUCACACGCCAGCUGCAGGAAUUGCUGCAGAGCGCCAAGCGUGUACUUUGCGAAAUCGAAACGAGCAUCAAUGGUUGCUUUCCACGCACACAACGGCAGAUUGCGAGCAUUUCGCGUGCUGCAAUGUUUGCGCAAAUGAAUUUCCAUACAAAGAGUUCAAAUGUCGCCACGUCGCAACGUGGUGUCAAUCAUAUAGAUUUGCGUUUUGCUAAAUUUUUCUAUCAAAAUUAUUUGCUGAGAAUGUGGAAGUCACUACCACGACAUCCUAAGCAAAUUCAAAUGGUUUAUACAUGUGAUACGCACACUUACCCAAACCUGCUCGAUAGAAGUCUGGAAAAGGAUGCGUCCAUUUUGAAUAGCCACGAUGAUGAUAGCUCUGCGGAAUAGAAGUGGUAGAAAAGUGAGAAUGUAAUUAAUGUGAACAAAUGCUGAAAUUACUAAAAAGAAAAUACGAAAUCAAAACAUGAAAAGAAAAGUAUUGAAAAACUGUAAAAGGCAGCCAAAUAAGAAACUGUGAUUUAAAUAAAUUAUCCUAUUUAUAUUUUAAAUUAAAUAUUGUCAUAACUAGCUUUUAAGCAAAACCAAAUGUCAAAUGAUCUAAAGUGAUACUAAAUUAUGUGCCAUAUAUACGUAAAUAUGUAGUAAUUAUAAGUGUAAUUGAAAGAUGUAAUCAAAAUUGU
Zeugodacus cucurbitae (melon fly) is the source of this 1333-nucleotide messenger RNA. RefSeq lists its product as uncharacterized. The coding region runs from base 75 to 1040 and encodes 321 amino acids. The transcript is spliced from 3 exons. NCBI's taxonomy places the organism in Eukaryota, Metazoa, Arthropoda, Insecta, Diptera, Tephritidae. The record is from RefSeq and is a predicted model, not a curated record. Gene Ontology annotation, biological process: embryonic development via the syncytial blastoderm; cell surface receptor signaling pathway via JAK-STAT.